CCUUAAAAGCAACAUACAGCCUACCCGACUACUGUCAGUUCUAUACUGAACGAGACAGAAAAAGGAGGAGGUGCUGUGUGGUUUUUUAUGUCUUUCCCUUGCACAGUUCGUAGCUUUCCCUGUAGUUCUCCGUAGUUCAAUUUACUUUAUUACCUUGGUAAAGAUGUACAGGUAUCUGGGAGAGUUAGUCUCACGGGGAGCAAGUGGUGCUCUGGCCUCGGGAUAUGUCGACUCUGCUUUGCCUGUUUCCGCGUCUUUCAUGCGGGUUCGCCGCUACAGCCAGGCCGUUGGAGAAAAAGAUGAUGACCCCAACUUCUUUAACAUGGUGGAAGGUUUCUUUGACCGUGGAGCUUCCAUCGUGGAGGAUAAGCUUAUGGAAGAUCUCAAGAAUAAAGAAACACCAGAGCAGAAGAGACAUCGAGUUCGAGGGAUUCUCAAGAUUAUUAAACCCUGCAAUCACGUACUAGCAGUGUCAUUUCCCAUCAAGCGAGACAACGGGGAGUGGGAACUCAUAGAAGGCUACCGGGCCCAACACAGCCAACACCGGACUCCCUGUAAAGGAGGUAUCCGGUACAGCCCGCAUGUAAAUGUCGAUGAGGUGAAGGCCUUGGCCUCACUAAUGACUUAUAAGUGUGCGGUUGUCGAUGUGCCCUUUGGAGGAGCCAAGGCUGGUGUGAAGAUCAACCCAAGACUUUACUCUGACAAUGAGUUGGAGAAAAUCACCAGGAGGUUCACCAUUGAGCUGGCCAAAAAGGGAUUCAUUGGCCCUGGCAUUGAUGUCCCUGCUCCCGACAUGAGCACUGGCGAGAGGGAGAUGUCAUGGAUCGCCGACACCUUUGCCAACACGAUGGGCUACAACGAUAUCAAUGCCUACGCGUGCGUGACGGGAAAACCCAUCAGUCAGGGUGGCAUCCACGGCAGAGUGUCGGCCACCGGGCGCGGAGUGUUCCACGGCAUCGAGAACUUUGUCAACGAGGCUGCCUACAUGAGUCUGCUGGGCCUCACCCCCGGCUUUGCGGACAAGACCUUUGUCGUCCAGGGAUUUGGUAAUGUGGGUCUGCACACCAUGCGCUACCUCCACCGCUUCGGAGCCAAGUGUGUCGGCGUAGGAGAGAUCGACGGAACCAUCUGGAACUCCGAGGGCAUCGACCCCAAAGAGCUGGAGGACUACAAACUACAACACGGCACUAUCGUGGGCUUCCCCAAGGCCCAGCCGUACGAGGGCAGCAUCCUGGAGGCCGACUGCCACAUCCUCAUCCCAGCCGCCGGGGAGAAGCAGCUCACCAAGCAGAAUGCUCACAAGGUCAAGGCCAAGAUCAUCGCUGAGGGCGCUAACGGCCCCACGACCCCAGACGCUGAUAAGAUCUUCCUGGAGCGGAACAUCAUGGUGAUUCCGGACCUGUACCUGAACGCCGGCGGUGUGACUGUCUCCUACUUUGAGUGGCUGAAGAACCUGAACCACGUCAGCUAUGGCCGACUGACUUUCAAGUAUGAGAGGGAGUCCAACUACCACCUGCUGAUGUCGGUUCAGGAGAGUCUGGAGAGGAAGUUUGGGAAGCACGGCGGUGCCAUAUCUGUGGUCCCAACCUCCGAGUUCCAGGAUAGGAUUUCUGGAGCCUCGGAGAAGGACAUUGUGCACUCUGGUCUGGCGUACACCAUGGAGAGGUCGGCCAGGCAAAUCAUGCGCAUUGGCAACAAGUACAACUUGGGUCUGGACCUGAGGACGGCGGCGUACGUCAACGCCAUCGAGAAGGUCUUCAAGGUGUACAACGAGGCCGGGGUAACCUUCACAUAAAGGUCUCCUCUACAGCAAUGUGUGUGUGUGUGUGUCUGUCUGUGACUGUAUGUUCUCGUACGCAUUCAGACCUCGCACACUAAAACACACGCCACCCCACCCCUCACCUGUACCCUUGCUGCACUCGCUCCACAACAUAUCCAAAGUUUACAUUUUUACUAUAUGCUGUUACAUGGCAUUUACACAGUGCUUAACCCAACCAAACAUCAUACUUUUGUAUCCCCAGCAUUUCUUAAGACUUCAGCGCAGAGGUUGUUGCUAUGCAAUUCUCAUUUUCUUUCUAGAGAAAUCUCCAUUGUUGUUACUAGAUGAGUCUUCCACCUAUUGCCCAGCCAAAGUACCUUUAAAAACGAUGAAACUUUAGAAACAAUGGGAGCAUGAUCAGAAUUCACCUUCUCACACGCAGUACAUGUUCUCAUAGGUCACAUUUUAGUAGUUUUGUCUCGUUGUUCCAUGUUACAUAUCUGUGCGCAGCACUUUUUUUUAAUAGGUGUAUGGUUGGCUCCCGCUUCGAAAUAUGCACAGCGUGGUUUUCUAAAAAUCGCGCCUCUGGCUGCUCUCCCUAAAGACAGAGUAAAGUUCGGAGCGUGUCUGAACUGGCGACGCAUAUCAGAACAGCUUUUCUAGGCGCCUUCGCCAGCCUUAGUGGGCAACUGUAGGACCCAGCACUAAAGUAGAAGUUUAAAACGACUUUAAAACAAACCAAAGAAUAGUUACACACGCCUCCGCAUCUCUAGCUCUUUCUCUCAGGCUUUUGUUUUCUUACUUAAAAUCUAAAACAAAAUGGCUGCUCCUCUCUCACCUGCUCUGAGAGAGCCUUGUGGAAGCAAGUUAUGACUUUAACUGCACAUUACACUUAUUGCCUGAAGACCAGCAAACGUCUGUAGACAACGCUCGGCCUUCAAACAGACUGGGAGACGGAUCUCUCCCUCACCUCUUAAAGCUUUUUAUUUUUAAUUUUUGGACCAGAUGUGUGUAUGGUUUAUAUUCCAAAGAAUCAAAAUCAAUCCCUGGAUGUGUAAGUGGGAAGGGGAGCAUGUAACUUUAUACGGGAACAAAGAUGUAUUUUCCUUUUAAGCGACUCAGCCUUACUGUAUGACCUUGUUCUCUUGGAUUACCGGUUAAAAGCAGUCAUUUGUAUUUGCCUUCUGUUCAUUUGUUCAGAGUGAAUUAAAUGUAAACAACUACAAGAAAAGAAAAAAAAAAAACUCCAUUGUUUCUUUUUGUCAUUUAUGCAUGUCACAUGGAAAUGAUGAACUCACCUAAAAAUACUGAUCAGUCCUCAUACACCAAUAUGAAACGGAGCCGAGACACAUCACCAGUGUAAAUAUAACCUUUUAUUGUCACUGACACAGAUAUUCCUGUGUAUUUGAAUACACCAAUGAUACUUCAAUGUCAUUUUUAAGGGCAUGUAAAAAUGCAGGAAUCCAUUACCUCAUACAGUAUCACUUGAUAUCACUGCGAGCUCAAAAAUAGUUUAGACCAGGGAUGGCAUGCCCGCCACCAAAGAAACACUAAGAGUUUGUGCAUGUUGAGUAAUAAUUUGGAGUUGUGUGAUUGAUAACAUAUCUCUUCAUAAUUGUUCUUAUCAGUCCAUACUGUUUAAUCUAUAAUUACCA
Molecule: messenger RNA, 3414 nt
Organism: Clupea harengus (Atlantic herring)
Lineage: Eukaryota; Metazoa; Chordata; Actinopteri; Clupeiformes; Clupeidae
Gene: glud1a
Product: glutamate dehydrogenase 1a
Biological process (GO): L-glutamate catabolic process
Cellular component (GO): mitochondrion
Molecular function (GO): L-glutamate dehydrogenase (NAD+) activity
Source: RefSeq, a predicted model, not a curated record